AAAAAGCCUGACUUGUGCCAGGCGCAAUGCCUAGAAAAAUUAAUAACAGCUUCAGAAUCCGUGGCUGAAGUUCCACCUUCCAUGUCCUGUAAAAAUUACACAAGCCAAAUAUUAUAUAUGCAGUGUAUAAAAAAUGUUUACUUAUUAACUGAAACAUAUUAACUGUAAAAAAAUACUAGCUGAAACAUACUAACUGAUAAACACUUUGAAACAUAUUAAUUGAUAAACAUGCUGAAACAUAGUAACUGUAAAAAGUAAAAACUUACUGAAACAUACUAACUAAUAAACAUGCUGAAACAUACUAACUGUAAAAAAAAACAAUUGACUAACUGAAACAUACAUGCUGAAACAUACUGAUUAACGGAAAUAAGUUUAUUGAACAAGAAGAUUACUUUAGAACAAAAACAUACUGUAGAGUACAAGAAGGUGUUACACUUAGGCCUGGGACCGGUUCGGUUCCUAGGCCAAAUAUGUGGAACCGUUUGAAAAUAUGAAAUUUUACUAACGGUUCGGUUCUUAUAAAUUAUUUUAUAGAACCGAUAAGGAACCGAACCGUUCUUAACGGUUCGGUUCUUGUCAUUUAACGGUUUCUAGUCUUUGAAAAAAUUCUUACAAAUCAUGACUAAAUUUUUGUCAAAAAGACAUUCUACGUUUGAAAUUACGCUACAAAUAUGUUUUAACAGUUAAAGAGAACAAUAAUUUUAAAUACUUUGGACCUUCAAAGUUUCGACCCGCUGGAGUUUGGACCUAAUGAGAGGCCUAAGAAGCCUAAGAGAACCGGUUGAAGUAAAUAUUAGUUUUAAAUAGUUGAAUAACUAAACUAAAAUAAUGAAUGUAAUAUAAAAAUAAGUAAGUAAAUAUACAUUAGAAUAUAUAUACUCAUAAGAAAUAUAUAUAAUUUUAAUUAUUAUAUAUAAUGGUUCCUUAACGGUUCCUAGUACAUAUUUUUUUCAGGAACCGAGAACCGAACCAUUAAUAAAAAAUAGGAACCGAACCGUUAAAAAAUAACUAAUAAAUGGUGGAACCGAACCGAACCGGGUCAUAACGGUUCGGUCCGGUUCGGUUCUCCGGUUCUUGGUUCCAAAGUCCCAGCCCUAGUUACACUUUACUUACUGAAACAUACAAAAUAAGCUGUAGAACAAGAAGUUUAUUGAUAUAACUAAAAAAAUAUAUGCAAGAGUUUCCUACACAUGUUCACAGAAUACAGAGUAGAGCAACCAGAAUAUUUUUUUCACAUGUAUUUGUAUACAUGUUUAAGUUGUAGCUGCUGAAAAAUGAAAAAGUAUGAAAAAUGAAGUAUGUAAGAACUAAAACGCAACCAGUAUAUAUGUAUUUUUUCACAAGGGUACGUUACACUUUACACAUUUAUACACAAAAAACAUACUGGUAGCAUGUAAGAAGAAUUGAACAAGUAGCUGCUGAAAAAUGAAAAAAGAAAAAAUAUGGAAGAUGAAGGAGAAGAAAACUUACUUUGAUCGUUGAGUGCUGGACUGCUGCAAGCCUGGAGGGAAAGGAGGAUGUAGCGAACAGGUACAGUAGAACAGAGCAGAGUAAGGAGGUUUAUGUUAUGUAAUUAGAGUAGGUUAAGUUGUUUUGACCUUAUUAACAUGGGCUUUAGUAAAAAAAAGGGCUUCUUAAUGGUUUUUUUGAGCGCACGUGUGAAAGAGGACUCAGUAAAACCGGAAAUAAGCCCUCCCCUGUCAGGCAGAGUAAGCGAGCGCUUUAAAGCGCAUCUGCGCUUUGUGCGACUACCUGCAACUUAGAAGGUAAGGUGCGACUACCCAUCCAUAGGGCGCUGGACCUAUCUGUCGCUGCGCCGGGUGCGCUCUCAGGCGCACGAUUUUGAGAGCCUUGGUCUUAACAUAUUAUUGAAUCAGAUAUUAAGUAUAUUUGUAAAAUAUAAAAAAGCUUACCAAAAAUCUUAACACUUUCGGUGCCGCAUACGCAGGAGUGUAGACCGUCCCUCGAACAUUUUCCUUAGUUAGUGAACCGAAAUCACAUAGCUUUACGACCUUGUCCUUGUCCACUAGUAUGUUGGAACACUUAAGAUCGUUAAUCUUCAUCUUUAAUCCAUGGAUGUAUUCAACAGCACAUGUUAUUUGCCUUAAAAUAGACAACAGUGUUUGCCAAUCGAAAUCUGCACCAUUUUUAUUUUCAGUUAGACUAAAUUGGGUUUUCAGUGGAGGAUGAUUAAGACCUCAACAAUGCAGUAGAAUUUUAGUAUUAUAUUGAUGAAAAUUUCAAAAGGUAGUAACCUAUUACAAUGGUAGAAACGAGAGAUUAACGUAAGUUGAAAAUAACAAGUUUGAGCCUCUUUGGUAGGCCUCACUAUCCCAGUCUAAUCCCAAACUGAAUUCCAGCCUCCUAUCCUCCUUCCCAUUCUUAUAUAAAACAAAAGGGCCAGUCCAAUCAAGACUUACAUGACCCCGAACUGUUAUUAUUAUACAAUCACAAUUACUUAUUACUUUGUAUAAUAAUUCUGUUGUUGCUGUUGUUGUUGUUGUUGUUAUUAUUAUUCCUCACGACUAGAUUGUUCUGUUUGAUCUUUCCUUUCAAUAUCCUUCUCUGGAUGCACUGGCUGAGAUUUGAUCACACUGUCAGUGCUGCUAUUCAUUAAAAUAAUGUGUCCACCUCUGGUUAAGCACAAAGCAAGUUCUUCCCCACUUCCGUAUGAGUUUCCGCCUUCCCGUCUCACGGUGCUUUGAUGAAGAUGCAUCAGCUAGCCUCUCCCACGUAUAUCUUUUCACUAGGACAUAUUUGUUUCUAAAUCUCUCAGCAACUAUCUUGAUUCUUUCAGAAUAUAUGGAAAGUAAGGCACAAUCUGCUACAUCACACAAAACAAUUAUUUGCCUACGAGCAUCUUCAUCACACCUUGGGACAACCACCUUGUCCUCAAGGUGAUAGGAAACAACCCCGACCAUCGUCUUCAUUCUUGCGCCUCAUCCUUCCGGGUGCAUCACUGGUUGUGGGACCAUGAGCUUCAUUGCCCGGAAAAUACACUGAUUGUUGGGAUCUUUGUAAUUGUUUUGUUCCUCAUGACCAGAUUGUUCUGUUUGAUCUUUCUUUUCAAUAUCCUUCUCUGGAUGUACUGGCUAAGAUUUGAUCACACUGCCAGUGCUGCUAUUCAUUAAAAUAACGUGUCCACCUUUGAGUCACAGAAGCAACCAGAAAGCGCAAAUGCGCUUUAAAGCGCUCGCUUACUCUGCCUGACAGGGGAGGGCCUAUUUCCGGUUUUACUGAGUCACCUUUCACACGUGCGCUAAAAAAAACCAUUAAGAAGCCCCCCCCCCCCUUUUUUUAUUACUAAAACCCAUGUUAAUAAGGUCAAACAACUUAACCUACUCUAAACACAUAACGUAAACCUCCUUGCUCUGCUCUGUUCUACUGUACCUGUUCGCUACAUCCUCCUUUCCCUCCACAUCAACCGCAGAGGCUUGCAGCAGUCCAGCACUCAACGAUCAAAGACAUGGAAGGUGGAACUUCAGCCACAGCUUCUGAAGCUGCUAUUAAUUUUUCUAGGCAUUGCACCUGACACGAGUCAGGCUUUUUUGCGCCUUGCGCCUAAGGCGCUGGGAUUACCUUGUCGCCUUGAGUGCGCCUAACGCCUUUGACUACCUUGGUUAAGACUUGGUUGUUCUUGUUCGGCUCUGUUAUUGAACUUUAGAAUGAAAACAAGUUCUGAUAUAAUUAUUUGAAUUUUCAGGGGGACACUCAGAAAGUAGACAUCUUUAGUUAUGAAAUAGUAAUUCUUCAACUGGUAAUGAGAGGACAGUUGAUGGAUGAAAAUAAAAAGUCUGAGCAGCUCAUAACAAAUGCGAAACUCCAAUUGCAAAAAGGAUAUGUGGUUCAUAAAGGGAUAUUGGAAAAGGGUUAGUGCUCAGCGAUUGAGGCCACAAAAAUCAUUACUAUAGCUCUAGAAUGUGUUUAUUCAGUGGCAAACAGACGGCCAACAAUGUCCACAGUGAUUAAAAGUUUAGAAGAAAUCCAGAUUGGCAACCAGCCCAACAAAGAUAAGGAAAAGAGCAGCAAGAAAGAGAGCAAGAAAAAGGGCAAGCUUAAAAGAUGAGGAGAUUGUCAAGUUUUGCAAAGUCUUGAUGAGAUUCAAGACAAUUGAAGAAAGCAAGAUUGAAGCUUUAUCUUGUGAAGAGGCAGCACUCAAAGCUCUUCUUUCUGCUGCCUCAUGGGCAAUAGAGAGAGGAGUGACAAACUUCCAAACUUCCAGAUUGAGAUUGACGCAUACUAUUCCUAUCGUUACUCUCUAGACAUCCCAGCUACUCAAAGAUGGAUGGAUACACUCCAGGAGAUGAAAAAACUAAUCUUUCAAAAUAAUCUUGAAAUUGGCCAUUCACUUGGGGAAAAAAAUUGGACAGCCCGCCACUUGGCUAAUCCAAAUCUUUGUUAUGGGCCUUUUCCCUUAUUUACUGAUGUGGACACUCUUCCUAGAUCUGCUAGAAAUUCUUACUUUACAGAUCUCUUUGGCCUUUCCUAUUUUAGAUUUUACUCUUUUCAUUUGUUGUUUUCUUUCUUGUACUUCGAGAAGGUAUGCUUUAUCCGGUUAGGUAUUGGUUUGGUCCCCGCUCACCUUUUGUACUUCCUUUAUUACGUUAAUAACAUCUAGUAAUUAUUCUCUGUAAUAACCCCACCAAUUUUGGUGGUUUAGCUACCGGGAAUAUUAAAAAUAAAUAAACAAACCUUAAUGGCGAAUGUUAUAUUUUAACAUUCACUUAUUCACAUACUAGCUUUAUUUCUAUCGACUACACACUAUCACUUCAUUUUCUUAAGCCCAAAUCUGAUCUUCUAUCUCAUCAUUAGUUCAAGAGGACUAAUCAAACUGAUAGAGAGCAGGGGUUGUGCAGAAGAGGAGGGUCCGAGACCCAUGCCUAUGUCGGUUUACUGAGGUGGAGAUGGGCUUGAGCCCACAUUCGUGGGCUAGAUGCGGGCCAUUUAAUUAUUAUUUUUAUAUUUUCUUGAUAUGUUUCCUUUUUGGAGUUGAUAAUGAUUUCUAUUAUUUGUUUCCUAUUUGGAGUUAAUUAGGAUUUCAAAUAUUUUUUUCCUAGUGGGAGUUAAUUGGGAUCUCUAUUAUUCUACUUCCUAUUUGAAAUUGAUUAGGAUUUAGACGAUUUUGUUCCCAAGUUUGGGAAUUAUUAGAUUGUUAUGAUUCAUUCUUGGUUAUCGAUUAAUAAAAUUGGAUUUCAGUCUAUUCGCUUUGGGCAAUGAUUUCUACUGUUGAUUAUUUCUGGGUAGUGGUUUUUUCCGUUGAUUAUUAAUUUUCCGUUCUCAACAAUUGGUCCGACCUGCCGGAUCUUGUCCCGCUGGAAUGACGAGAUCUCACAGUGGUCGUUUGACAGAGAUGGAGGCCAAACAAACCCUAAAGAUUUAGAAACUAGACGGGUAAGGGAAGAUAUUGGAGGGGCAUGGCAUCCAGCUGACCAAGAUUGUCGCCAAAGCGCUCGCAGCUUCUGCGCACACGAGCAACAGUGGAUCGUGCAGCACCGCACUCGCCUUGCUUCCCUCAUUCGAUGGCGAAGACCUGAUCGGUUGGGUGCCUAGGGUUGAAGAGCAGUUAGAACUAAACAGGACCCCACCGCAAAGAAAAGUGGCAUCGGUUACGGUUGCCAUGAAAGGGGCUUCCCUAUAUUGGGUGACCUGGUUGAAAGCCGGAAACCGGGCAUGGUCUGAGAAGAAUUCAAGCAAGCAGUGGUGGCUCGGUUUGACUCCCGGUUCAAGGGCAGUCGGUUUGAACUGCUGUCUAGGGUCAAACAAAUGGGUACAGUGGAAGAAUAUAAUACCUUAUUUGUUCAGUUGGCCAGCCAAAUUCCCGAGCUGUCUGAUGAUCAUUACUUUGAGGUAUUUCAUGAACGGGCUGAAAGGACCAAUUCGUGGAUCUUUAAGAUUGUUGCGGCCAAAUAGUCUGGAGAUAGCAAUGGAAUUGGCCAGAGAUUGAGGACAAUCUGUCCUUUUAAGAUGGAGGUCGGGAAAGCCAAUUCUACAAAACAGAAUUGCGAUUGGGCAAUUUUUUUUGUCCAAGUAGGGGUAACAGCACGACUAUGAGUGGUGAAAGCAUAAGGGGAUCAAGGAGCUAUUUAAAGAUAGUAGGCAUCCCCCAAGAACAAAUUCAGGGUUGUUCGGGCAGUCUAUUGAACGCUCUAGGUUCACUCGACUUCCACCAAAGGUGUUAGAAGAAUUGCGGAAAAAAGUAUUAUGAUAUAGGUGUAAGAAACCAUUUAUGGAAUAGUGGCAGGGGUAGGGCUGAGGGUGAGAUAGUGAUCGUGGAAGGACUGGUGGAUGCCGGGUGUAUGUGUGAUGUGCUAAAUGCGAGUGUGGAGUGGGGUGGCAGUUAGUCAGGCGCGGUGUUGCGGGGACAGCCGCCAUUGUGGCAGCCGGCUAAGGCUGGCCACGAAAAACAAUCAUAGUAGUGAUAUCAUCGGUGGCUAUAGUGACACGGACGGUGGGUACAGUGAGUCAGUGGCACAAGUGGUGGCUACAGUGACAUGGGCGAUGACUACAGUGACACAGGCGGUGGCUACAGUGACAUGGGCGGUGGCUACAGUGACACAGGCGGUGGCUACAGUGACACAGGCGGUGGCUACAGUAACAUGGGCGGUGGCUACGGUGACAUGAGCGGCAGCUACAGUGUCAUAAAAUUUGGCAGACACUAUGUUUUUCUAAAUAUAUGACCCUUUUGAUCAUCUUUUUGCCCCUUUUUAAAAGUGCUCACUUUUUUUUGUAAUUGGUUCAAAAUUAGUAUUCAAAUAAAAACUCCUAAAAUGAAACUGUUUGACCAAGAAAUAACUUGAGGAGUUUCAGCUAUAAAGGGAUCACCAAGCCAACAAGCUUUAACCUUUUCAAGGACACCCACCUGAACUUCACCUGCUCUAUCAGUCAACCUCUUUAGGACUUCCAUACAUACUGAUUGAAAAGACUCCUUGAUUAUACAUGUUAGCAUAGCAAAGUUAUCCUCAAGCAAGCUCACCACUUUUAGUAGUACAUCCCUCUUAUCAGCGUUCUGUUUGAACUGCAUCAUAGAGAAAAUACAAGUGUAGACUGCUCGUUGAACAACCUGAAUAGUAGUGUCCAGAUUCACACUGAUUCCACCCAUCUGGUAUUCUCUGAAAUAAGUCUAAAAUCAUCAUCAUGAUUCUUAAAAUUGAUAACAGUACCAAACUCAUUUAGUGCUUGAAUUUUUCCUUCAACAAUGCUAACAUGAGCGAACUCAUCGGACCAUUUCAAUCCAGAAUAAGAAGAGUCCCAAAUUGUAGAAAGUACCAAAUUGUGCACCCCUUUACGGCCAUCCCUGACUUGACAUCUGCGUGAUUAAAAAUUGGUCCUCCAAUCGCACUAGUCUGUAGAUCAUCUUUCACCAAUUUCUUUGCCAAGGCACUCAGGACUAAGACAACCCCUUCACCCACAGGAACUUGGUCCUGACUUUCAACAUGAGCAUCACUCUUCUCUCUCCAUCUUCUAAUAGUAAUUUUGUGAACAUUGUCACCCAUUUCCCACUCCUCAUCUCUUUUCCAGAAUAUCCUGACCCAAUUACCAGCAAUAGCCAUAUGAAGCAGGUGGUCAAAACCUGCAGCUCCCUCUGGAAUAGGUAUACAAAUUGCUGGCAGCCAUCUAACAUCAUCGCAAACGAUUAUGGCAUCUCGUAAGAGACCAGGAAAGAGAUCCUUGACAAGCAUCAGAUACACAGCAGCUUCAACAUCCAUAGUAUAUCCAAUAUAUUCCUUAUAAUUCUCAGUAAUUCCUUCCCCCAAUCCAUUUUGAUUAUACAUCAUAGAAGUAACACCCUCAAACCUGAAGCUAUCAAACCUUUCCAGCCCCUGCAAAGUAAUGUUUGAUGAAUGACGGUACACCAUAUCCAUUAGAACACCCAAUUCAUGAACUGUACAAAUAGGUUAUUUAAAUUCUUCAGGGUUUCAGUCUAAUGCACUGGCAAACCUUUUCGAGACUGGCUCUCUUUAUCCUCUCCUGUGUCAUUGCUGAUCAAUUCCGAGGUAGCAGCAGUGUGCCCUAGAUGACUACUGUCCUGACUCCUGAGGGUAAGGCAUGUCAACUUCACCCAUUGACCUAUGAUUGACAGUAACUCCAUUUACACUAGGGGCACCCAUAACACCCACCGACAGCAGCUUUGUCUCCAGACUAGAAUUAUCAGCUUCUCUAGUGAAAUUUUUUGCCCUAGAUUGGCGAGCCUCUGGACAUCCUCAGCACUGUUAGGAACCAACUGCUUCUAUAUUUUCUUUGGGGAACACUUACUAUCACACAAUCACAAUUAUUUACUAUAAUUCUAUUAUUAUAAUAAUAAUAAUUUCUGCCCAUGUUCCUAAUAAUUUCUGCAAGUUUUCUAUUUCUGAAUUUACGAAUAGCAGAAACUACAAAACAUUACAGCAAUGGUACAAUAAUAGUCAUCAAGCUUCAACUAAGCCCCCCAUUGUCAUGACAAAAAGAUGUUGCUCAAGCGCAAAGAGAUGUGAAUACCUGAGUGAAUUUUGUUUAGUUGUAGCGGGACAUACUCCAAAACUAAACAUCGUCCAAUACCGGUUGAAUGACCAAUCAAUGCCACAAUGUUUUGAUGACGGCAUUGGGCGAGAAACAUUUUCUCAACCUUCAAAAUUUGGAAAAAAAGUGAGAUAUAAUGAACAAAAAGACACUUAUUGUGAUAUAUUUGUUAUUUUCAGAUUAUUACCUCAUAUUGGCCUAAAUCACUGUGUGGCUUGUAGCAUUUUAUUGCUACUGAUAGACCAUCAAACUGAUAUGGAAUGUGUUGAGACUCUUCUGCAUCCGUGUCCAACUCUAGUGAAUUAGUGAUAUUUCCCCAUUGUAUACUAAUGCAAAAGAUCCCUCACAUAUGACUUUGGAUUCAUCAAAACCAUUUGUAAAUCUUUGAAUUUCGUUUUCUGUGAAACAGAUUGGCUCUGAACUGAGGCUGGAGCAGAUAUUGUGCUGACAGAUUUAAUGAACACACUAUAUUAGUCAAAAGACAUCAACAACAAUAGUCUUUUGGUAAAGGUUGGUUUGGGAGGUCAUCUCUUGUCAUAAACGUAGUCAAAUAUUUUGUUUGGAUGUACAUAAGCUAAUACAUUCGACCCCCUUACCCCACCGUCGGUGGGAACAGUUGCGGCACUGGGGUAAUGUUGUGUGUGUGUUGUGUAUGUGUACAUAAGCUAAUAUGUCACAUUUGUAUCUGGAUUUCGCUUCUGAAAAUGGAAUCUGGGCGACAGCAGCUAUUUAGUAUGGGUAGUACCGGGUUCCAUCAUUGAAGUUUUUUAUUACUCCCUCAUGUUUUACUUUAUUAAUAUAGUAUAGUAAUAUAACAGUAGUAUACUGUAGUAAUAAAAAAACAGUAACACAUACAUAAUAGUGAUAACUACUGUAUUACUUUGUAUAAACUAAGAGUACGGAUCUGGUGCGGACUGCCUGAGGGCGGUUCCCAUGCAGAUCGCCUGAGUAGAUCAUUCCUCUAUAAAUUAAUAUAGCUAAAUACUUAUGUAGCAAUAUAACCAUUCGAUACAAAUAGUAAUAAAGAUAACUUAUAUAUAAGUAUCACUAUUAUAACUAAUAAUAAUACUUAUAACUAGUUAUAUCUUAAAAUAUCAAUGUGAUCAUAUUAAGUUUAAAAUAUCAAGAAUUUCUCCAUAUACUUACCUUGUAGCAGCUUUUCCCCCCAAUUUCUUCGUGCACCAUUUUCCCUUUUCCUUUUCCCUUCAUCUUCAGUGAACCCUACUCUCUUCUUUCUUCUGGGCUGAAGCAAAAUAAGUGAUGAAUGAUUUGUAGUCGAUAGAAAUAAAGCUAGUAUGUCCAUAGUUUUGUGAAUGUUAGGAUAUAAAAUUUUCCAAUAAGGAAUAUAUGAAGCUUCACAUGUGUUUCAGUAAAUAGUUAAAUUGUUUUCUAUAAGAUUUGAAAAUGUUUCACUAUCUGUGUCUAUUUAAUUAACACCAUUUAUAAGGAAAUGUAGAGAACAAAUACAGAGUGCACUUAACAAGCCAAGCCUGCAUUUUGUUUAUGCUUGCUGCUUUUGUAAUGUGUUCCCUGCAUUUACCCUAAACUAAUUUGAUGAACAUAUUAAUACCUAGGCUAAAAGGUCUGUCUAUGCCAUUAUAUACUUUCAGCACUUAUAAACUCUUUUAUAUUAAUUCGAGUAUACAUGCUUUUGGUUUGUCUCUAAUUCUAAUAGACAAAAUAUUCAUUUGAUUUGAACUAUGUGAGCAUGAAUUAAUAGAUAUCUGCUAUUUUUUAAUAAGGAAAAAUUGAUAGUAAUAAUCCCAACUAUUGGUGGUCCGCUCAUAAUAAUCCCAACUAUUAAUUAUUACAGAAUAAUCCCAACUUUAGGGACCUUCCGCCAAUAAUGGUCCCUAUGAAUAAAUUCUUGUAGUUUCUAAAGUGGAUGAGAUAAGAUAUAAUAAGUAAUCCCUAUAAAUUAUCUCAACUUUUAAUUUCUACGCUUAAUUUCUAUUUAAAAUUCACUUUUUAUAGAGGUAAUAUAUGGUCAUGGACCAUUAUUGGCGGAUAGUCUAUAUAGUUGGGAUUAUACAAAAAUAAUCAAUAGUUGGGAUUAUUUUCAGCGGACCAGCAAUAGUUGGGAUUAUUAUUUUCAAUUUUUCCUUUUAAUAAUUUAACUGAAAACAAUAUCUAUUUGCUUGAAUGAGGUAUUUUUGAGUGCAUGUUAUAUGUCCUUGAGACAGCAGUUGCACUAUUUCCAAUAGGGAAUAAAGAGUGCAAUGUGUAGCGUACUUGAACCGUUCAUACAUUUGUUAUCAAGAAAUAUGUGUAUAUAAAACUAUUUUCUAUAGGUUGUUUAUUAAUUGUGUUUUGGAUUUGGUGUCACUUUAAGUUCAUAACAAUAUUCUGUAUAUAAAUCGCUAUAGAAAAUACUAGUUACAGGUUUUGCUUAAUUAUAUAUAUUGGACCUUGGUGUGAUAUCAUGUAGAAUAUAUUACCGACUAAGGUAUUGGUCUGGAACCUAAAGUUAGGAGGUGAAGCUUUGAUUCAUAUCAGAGUACAAGUAUACAAGCAUCUGCAAUUUGUUUUGUUUUUUGUUUUUAUUAUUUACGAGAAAGCUUCUAUUAUUUGAUUUAUUUCGUAGUUCUAUUAUAAAUUGUGCUUUCAUUAUCAUUAUCAUUAUUCAAUAAAUUAUGCUUCGUAUUAGAUUGGGUAGAUAUUUCAAACAAAUGGCUAAUAUAGUGUUUAGUUUUACCGGUGUCAUUGUAAAAAAGCAGUUCGUAUUGGAAAUAAACUUUUACUAUUUUCACAAGUUCGGACUUCGGAAUACAAUUGCACGUUUCUUCUUUUUGUGUUCUUUUUGUUUACUUUAUACAACUUUCAGUUAUUUCUAAGGCUUAGCCAUUUGUUUCAUAUAGUUAAAAGUAUUUUACGCUAUUAUUUUUAGUGUAAAUAAUUUGCAGUUUAUUCUAUAUUAUUAAAAUCAGUUUGCAAACAAUGCGAGGGACUGUGGUUGUGUUACUUCGAGUUAUAAACAAUUUGCAAAACUUUCAAACUUUUCUAAUUUUUAUCCGGGUAUUGAGCCAGGCGUUUUUUCAAACACUCAACGUGCAUAAAUAAAACCACUUAAGAUUAAUGUUAUGUUACCCAAAACCAGCCAAGUGUUCUACACAUCUAUCACUAACAAUCAUAUUGUGACCUUUGUAUAUAUGUAGUAGUGCACUAGAAAAAAUAGAAGAAGAAUUAGGAAUUAUAAUACAAAGGGCCCAGAAUAAAAGAAAGUACAAAGGAAACUGGAAUACCCUUACUUCACUCUGAAGAUGUACAAACUACAAACUCCUCUGUAAGAGGUAAGUCGGAGGUUGCCUAACUGCUUUAUCAAUAUAAAUGUCCUGCAGAGGGGAUUAGUAGGUUGGGCGGAAAUAGAACUAAAGUAUGAAGGGGAUAAAACUAAGCACAAAAUAAGAGACACAAGAGCAAAUAGAAGAAUUCGUUGCUCACAAUGAAUCAUCAGGUUUACAUCAUUAUUAAUAGGAAUAAAAUAACAAACUACAAACUGAAAAAUAGGAUCAAUCUAGUUCAAUCCCUAUUUAUUAGCUUACGGGAAUCAGAAUUAAACUCAGACAUUUUAUUAAGUGAACAUCCCCCCUUAAUUCUGAUUCUGUAGAGACUUCAUUCCAAGUAACUUUCUCAACUUGACAAAUGCAUCAAUCUUCAAUGGUUUGGUGAAUAAAUCUGCAAUUUGAUCUUCACUUCUGCAAUAUUCCAGUCUAAUCGUAUUUUUAGCAACUUGAUCCCUCAAGAAAUGAUAGCGUAUGUCAAUAUGUUUGCUUCUUCCGUGAAAAAUUGGAUUUUUGGCCAAGUUGAUAGCAGAGAUGUUGUCAAUAUAUAUUGUAAUUGGACCUUGCUGCUGGAAAUUCAGUUGGCACAGUAUGUUGCUAAGCCAAAUUGCUUGACAUGCACUUGAUGCUGCAGCAAUAUAUUCUGCUUCACACGUAGAUAAGGCCACAACAGAUUGCUUCUUGGAGGACCACGAACAAACUGUGUUUCCAAGCAUGAAACAGGAACCACUGGUACUCUUCCUUUCAUCCAGGUCUCCUCCCCAAUCACUAUCAGAGAAACCAACAAGAGCAUUUUCCUUGGAUGAUGAGUAGAAUAAGCCAUAGUCACAAGUACCUUUAAUGUAGCGUAAGAUUCUUUUCACAACUUGUAAAUGUGACUCUCUCGGAGACUCCAUGUAGCGACUGACCAAUCCUACUGCAUAGCAAAUGUCAGGCCUUGUACAAGUGAGAUAUCGCAAGCUUCCAACAAUUUGCUUGAAAUACGUUGGAUCAACUAUCCGGUUAUCUCCUUCCUUGGUUAGUUUCAAACCAGUUUCAACAGGUGUUCUAACUGGGUUUGAGUCUUGCAUGCCAAACUUCUUUAACAACUCAGAAGCAUAUCUCUUCUGAUUGAUAAAAAUUCCAUCAUCCUUUUGAACCACCUCAAUGCCCAAAAAAUAAGACAUAAGCCCAAGAUCAGACAUGUCAAACUCCCUUGUCAUACAACUCUUGAAAUGUUCAAUCAUCUGGACAUUAUUUCCUGAAAAGAUAAUAUCAUCAACGUAAAGGCAUAAUAUGAGUAAGUCACCAGAUUUGUUAGCCUUCACAUAUAAGCCAUAAUCAGAAGGACACUUCUCAAAGCCAGUUUUUUGAAGAAACGAGUCAAUCUGUGUGUUCCAUGCUCGUGGUGCUUGUUUGAGACCGUACAAGGCCUUCUUAAGUUGAUCUGUUGAUAUACUUUCUCUUCCAUUCCAUGAAUUACGAAGCCAGGUGGUUGUUUGACAUAAACCUCCUCAUCAAGUGGACCAUUGAGGAAAGCGGACUUGACGUCCAUCUGGUGUAUCCUCCAUUGAUUUUGAGCAGCUAGAGCAAUCAGCAAUCUCACUGUUUCCAUUCUUGCUACAGGGGAAAAAAUCUCUUCAUAAUCAUAACCUUGUCUUUGCUCAAAACCCUUUGCCACCAAUCUGGCUUUGUAUCUUUCAACUUCGCCAUUAGGCUUCACCUUGACCUUGUAAACCCAUUUGACAUUUAUAGCUUUGUGGCCUCGUGGGAGGUUUGUAAGCUGCCAUGUCUUGUUUUUCUCAAUUGCUUUCAUCUCCUCCUUCAUGGCAUUGAUCCAAUUUGGAUCAUGAAUGGCAUCAUCAAACAUGACUGCUUCGGUAUCUGCUAAAAAAGCUAAAUGUACCAGCUCACCAUCAUCAUUAAUUUCAUUAUCAAGAUUUACCUCGUAAUCUUGCAAAUGUGCUGGUGUUUGCCUUAGCCGUCUUGGUCUUGAUGUUUCAGGUUCCUGAGCACUGUUUCUGACUUGACUUACAGGCUGUAUAUUAGUAGUAGCUUCAGUAUCAAGUUCAUCUAGAAUGUGAACUUCACGCCUUUGUGGUUCUGGACGUUCAUUCACACUCCAAUUCCAUGCCUCAUCUUCAGCAAAGGUUACAUCACGACUAAACCUUUUUUGUAUCCUUUAUUUUAGAUCCAUGAUCCUAUUUUUCAGUUUGUAGUUUGUUAUUUUAUUCCUAUUAAUAAUGACGUAAACCUGAUGAUUCAUUGUGAGCAACGAAUUCUUCUAUCUGCUCUUGUGUCUCUUAUUUUGUGCUUAGUUUUAUCCCCUUCAAAGUAACCCUCGAUAUCCCUUAUAAAAUGAGGAAAGAUUAUAGGUGUACUGAAUAUGCUUGGCAAAAAAGUAGAUCUGGACUUCCAACAAUCGACCCAGAAACAUUCUAAGUUGAAUUUUAACCCUUGACAUUUCCGAAUGAUUUACAAUUAGAACAUUUUUUUUCAAGCGCUUACCUUUAAAUUUUUGUUCAGGUGUGGCUCUGUGUGACUUGAAAGCUGAGAGCAAUGCUUGAAUUGAUAGUUUUACUGUGUAAAUAUUUAAAGCUCCUUCCGUUCUUUUUAUUUGUUGUGCUAUAUUUUCUCACAUGCUACUUGUUUUCCGAAUUUGGUAUAAUUAAUUUUUAAGAAAUUGCCCUAAGUAGGGGUAAAAAUAUUUUGGAAUUAGAAAAUAGGAGUACAACAUUUUAAAGAUGUUUUUGAUUGAACUUAUUUCUAUCUUAGAGUAGAUCAAAUCAGAUCAUACCAGACUGUAACAGAUCAAAUCAUACUUUAAAGGAUCAAAUCUGACUUUAGGGAUUGUAAAAAUAUCUUGGAAUUACAAAGUAGGAGUACAAAAAUUUAAAAUUGUUUAUAAUUGGACAUAUUUCUAUCCUAGACUAGACCAAAUCAGACCAUACCAAACUUUAACAGAUCAGACCAUACUUUAAAGGAUCAGAUUUGACUUUUGGGAUUGUAAAAUAAACAGCGACCAAGGAUUAACCUAACCAAUUUAGACCAGAUUAGACUUGAAUAGACCCAAAAAAAAUUAGUUCAUUUAAAAACACCCUUAUUCCCUAAAUAGUAGUGUUUCUAUCCAUUAGGCCAAUAUAUUUAAAGGCGAAAUAGAUACAAAUAAUCCCUACUUUUACCAAUCAAACAAAAAUAAUCCCUACUUCAAAUAUUUAUACAAUUAAUCCAAAUCUCGAUUUCAAGUGUUAGAAACAGACUAAGGGGGUGUUUGGAUCUGAUUCUCAAAACUGAUUCUGCUCCUUCAGGAAGCAGAAGCAGAAGCUGAAGUGUUUGGGUGAAAUUACAGAAGCACUUCUGAAGCUCUAAUUUACUCAGAAUCAGUUUUUUUAGAAGCUGGGAGGUACCAUCUUCUGAAAACUGAUUCUGAUUCUGCUUCUGCUUUUAAAAAAGAAGCAGAAGCAGAAUCAGUUCCAAACACCCCCUAAAUGAUAUGGAAGUCAUUUUCGUCUGGACCGCCGUUCCCUUACAUAAUCGAUAAGGCUGAGCAGAGGGUUUAAAUUCAAUUCUUCUCAAUCUCCAUCUUCUUUUAUUUAAAUCUUAUCUACCAUUGAUUAUUUUUAUAAAGAAAUAGUGGCACAAUUACGUUUACUUUUUGGUGUUUUGAUUUUCUUUGUCAAAUGCUAAUGAAAUUUGAUCAAUGUUUUCGUAUUACAAGAAAGAGAAAGCAAUGCAUUAGUUUGGAAAAAAUUUGAAAAAUAAAUUUAUUAGUUUAAACCACUGCACAUCUUCUUUCCUAUCAUAUUUCUUGAGAAGGGAAAACUAUCAAAUAAGCCCCGUACUAUAUUUUCCACCCCAUCAUAUCCACCAUUUGAAAGUUAUAUGGCUUCAUCAUUAUCUUUUUGAAAGAAAGCCGGGGAAAUAAACCUCUAGAUUGUAUCAGUUAACUGCAAACAUAAAUGAGAACUUUGAGGGAGUCUACCACAACAUCCAUAUAGAAAGACAUCAAUAUAUGGACCAAAUUAAUCUUAGUAGAUGAGUAGUGGUAGAGGGGUCUAAGUUAGAACUUAGAACUUCACCAUAUUGUCCCAAUUGACACGGCCCUUGCUCGCAUUCACUUCCGGAUGAAUUGGAACCUUUAACAGAACACGGUUUAUUGGCCAGGGUUUCGAUGAAAGCAUAAACACUAUAUAUCUUUAAAAGGAAUUCCGGGUAUCGGUCUCUUGACCACCAUUUGGUACAUAACUGGAUCAGGAUUUCCCUAGAUGAAGGACCUUCCAAGUCUUAAGCAAUGUAAGAGUAAACAAUUACUCCCUCUGGUACUUUUUAAACUUCAGUGUUUGACUUCACAGUUAUUAAGGAAAUAAAGUUGACUUUACUGUAGAGUACCCUGUUGAGACACUGUUUGGCACUGUUGAGACACUGUUUUGCACUGUUGAGACACUGUUUGGCACUGUUUAACACUGUUUAACACUGUUUUGAUGUAGAUUUCUUUGCCAUUUAAGGAAAUAAGGAAGUGUGAAGUUUAUUUUGGACCGUCCCAAAAAGGAAAGUGUGAAGUUUAUUUAGAACCGGAGGGAGUAUUAAUCAGUUAAGAGGCUGAGAACCCUCCCGUACUAAGUUAUUAACAAGUGCAGGUGUAUGGUUCAGUGUUUGAUGUGCAUGCUUAUGGUUAUAUAAUGCUGAGCUUGAUAUCCAAGAGACUCACUACAAUAGAGGGCCUUACGAAUGAGGAGCCCCAUGGGUCUGAAUGGGCAUUUGAAGAUUGUGAGAAACAAAUAUGCAAGGAAGGCAGUUGCUCGAUCACUUGUGGAUGUCAGCCUGAAGACGCAUGAUGGAGUUCAACUACAAAGUUGGGGUUGGAGUGUAUAGAAGUCAAAGGGGUUUAAACGUCCUUCAAUGAAGCAAGUUGUGAAGUCUCUACUCAACUUGCGUAUCAUACGCACUCGUUAAUAGGAACUGGGAAUCAAGCAGAAGCAGCAUCAGAGGCAUUAGUGGUGAUUUUAGGUGACAUCUUAAGUGUCUCGAGUAGUGAAGCUUUAGUUUCAGACUGUUUUAUUAAUUAGUUUUAAACUAAAUACUCUUCCAAGCCAUACAAAUUGCAGAUAGGUUAUUAAUCUGUCCUGCUCGUUAUGGUGUCUUAUUCUUUGCCUGUUUGCUUUAUUGUAUAUUCAAGAUGAGUUUUAGUUUCAUAAUUGAUCUCCUAGUGUUUUUCUAGUGCUCUCCUAGAUAGCAUAAAUUGUACAUUCGAGUUGAUCUGUUGAUUGCUCUCCUAGUGCUUUUCUUUCUUUGAA
This is a messenger RNA of Cuscuta epithymum, 17050 nucleotides long. Lineage: Eukaryota; Viridiplantae; Streptophyta; Magnoliopsida; Solanales; Convolvulaceae. The record is from the annotation of a GenBank genome assembly.